GAAAAAACAGGCAGCACAAUCAUUAUUAUAGCAACAACAGCAGGUGGCUUUGUAUUUCUUUGCAUCGUGCUUAUUGUCUUAUUGAUAAAGUACAAACGACGAAAGCGGGCUCGAAAAUUAUCAACUCCUGUCGGUAUUCAACGGGCAGACGCAACUCCAAAAGAAUCAUUGCCAAUUGAUCGGGUAAAUUAUUUACGAAUGUUUAAUUUAGAACUGAUAGAGCUAUCUAGUAUAAAUAAAGUUAGUUUAGUUUAGGUCUCCUCUUGUAGUAACACUAGAUCAAUAAGAGAUGAUGGAACUAUAGAACUGAUAGAACUAUCCAGUAUAAAUAUAAGUUGGUUCAGUUUAGGUUUCCUCCUGUAGUAACACUGGAUCAAUAAGAGAUGAUCCUUAAUACUGGACUUCUGGGGAGAACAGUUUAGAACUGAUAGAGCUAUCUAGUAUAAAUAAAGUUAGUUUAGUUUAGGUCUCCUCUUGUAGUAACACUAGAUCAAUAAGAGAUGAUGGAACUAUAGAACUGAUAGAACUAUCCAGUAUAAAUAUAAGUUGGUUCAGUUUAGGUUUCCUCCUGUAGUAACACUGGAUCAAUAAGAGAUGAUCCUUAAUACUGGACUUCUGGGGAGAACAGUUUAGAACUGAUAGAGCCGCCCAGUAUAAAUUAAGUUAGUUUAGUUUAGGUCUUCCUCUUGUAGUAACACUAGAUCAAUAAUAGAGCCACCAAAAACUAUUCCUAGCCUUAGGCCUUAGUUUUUGAAGCUUGGGUGAAUUGGGCAAAUGCAACCCGUGUAAUCGACAUUAAAAAGUCAUCAUUAUCAUCAAAACAGGAGCCAGUUUACGAAACUGUGCCAUGUGUUGAUAGAGGGUAUGACGAUGACGUCGCCACAAAAGCAAAGGAGUCUGAAGACAUAUCAGCUGAAGGUAAUAUGUUUAAAAUUCCGCUAACCUUGCUAUGUGUAAUACAUUGGUCAUUCUGAGAAGAAAUGCAUAAUAUAUCUUGAUUAAACUGAAAUGUUUUUUUUUCUGUAAAAGGUUGCAACUCUCGUCCACGUUUGACCACCAACUGUUCAACUUCCAAACAUGGCCGGAUUUUGAGGGGAGGUGCGCAUCGCCCCUGAGAUCGUUUUGCACCUCCCCUGAGAUCGCUUUGCACCUCCCUUGAGAAUUUUUGCACCUCCCCUGAAAAGUUAUGCACCUCCCCUUGGGAAAGUUUCAAUGAUAGAUCAAAGUGAAAAUUUGACAUUUUUGGUUGCUUAUGGUCUACACUUCGUAAGAAAGUUUUUCUGUAAAAUUGAAACGGUGAUAGUCAUUCAUCUCUGUCAAAUACCCUUUUAAUGCAAUAUUUCGAAAGAAACCUUGUAGUAAUUGUAAUGAAGGGUAAAAUUGGAUGAGUGGUACAGUCAUUAUUCAUUAUUUCGUUCAUUUAUUUUAUUUAUUUUUUAUUGUUGCAUUUUUUAUUGUUAUAUUGUAUCCAUCAUCCAAUGCAAUAAAUGUUAUGUAUAAUUCAUUAAUACACUGAUACAUAUAUGUACACUAUAUGCAUACGUCACGUCGUUUACUUUUGUCUUUCUAAGCCUUAACUUUCCUUGGGGUUCGUGAGCUAGACCGCUGCACCUCCCCUAAAUUUUUUCCACCACCCCUACUAUUUCCACCAUAAUCCGGCCUUGCUUCCAAAUGAGAGUUGAUGAGAAUCCCUGACCCUGUUCUAAAACACAGCGUUUUACGGCGUCCUGAUGAGAACUUUAGCAGCUACGCGCGCUAAUUAUACACAAGAGUUGAGAAAAAUCCCAUGCAAACUCUCGCUAUAUUAGGGACGGAUCAUGCCGUCUUAAGCCUUGGUCAAUCGAGGAUGCAAGUUGAGAAGCGAGAGUUUACAUGAGAGUUUUCUCAACUCUCAUGGCCCGGUCAAACGAGAACAACAGUUGCAUGAGAGUUGGCUACAUAUUACGCGCGCGAAGCGAAAACUCUCAUCAACACUCAUUAAAAUUUGAAUCAGUUCAAAGUUGAGGAGAGUGGAUGAGGGUUGGCGGCCAAACGCGAGGGCCGAGUUGCAUCAUCAACUCUCACCGCCUUUGAGCUGGUUCAAAUUUUGAUGAGAAUUUUUGCUUGAAGACCGGUAAUAUCCAAUCAACUCUCAUGCAACUCUUGUUCUCGUUUGACCGGGACAUGAGAGUUGACCUAAAACUCUCAUGCAAACGCUCGCUUCUCAACUCUCAUCAACUCUCAUGCAAACUCUCGCUUCUCAAUUCUCAUCAACUCUCAUGCAAACUCUCGCUUCUCAACUCUCAUCAACUCUCAUGCAAACUCUCGCUUCUUAACUCGCAUCAACUCUCAUGCAAACUCUCGCUUCCCAACUCUCAUGCAAACUCUCGCUUCUCAACUCUCAUGCAAACUCUCGCUUCUCAACUCUCAUCAACUCUUGUGCAAACUCUCGCUUCUCAACUCUCAUGCAAACUCUCGCUUCUCAACUCUCAUCAACUCUCAUGCGAACUCUCACUUCUCAACACUCGUUUUCUUUGGCCAGAGCUUUAUGAUAUCUUCUUUUGUUUUUAAAGGCAGAACAUCAGAUCACGAAGAGGUUGGAAAUACAAUGGAAAACGAUACGUAUGAGAACAUGGACAUAGUAACGCAAGACUCAGAUUAUGUUAUACCAGUUGACGAGAGAGGAGAGUCGUACGAAGACAUGAAUAUGGGAAAGAACCUACCAGACUACGAGCCGCUGGAUCUAAGCAAACGCGCGCGAAGCUGA
Molecule: messenger RNA, 2746 nt
Organism: Paramuricea clavata
Lineage: Eukaryota; Metazoa; Cnidaria; Anthozoa; Malacalcyonacea; Plexauridae
Source: the annotation of a GenBank genome assembly